Messenger RNA from Blastocystis hominis, 509 nucleotides. Its product is annotated as Ribosomal protein S9. Gene Ontology annotation, cellular component: cytosolic small ribosomal subunit; ribosome. The record is from RefSeq and is a predicted model, not a curated record. The transcript has 5 exons. Gene Ontology annotation, biological process: maturation of SSU-rRNA from tricistronic rRNA transcript (SSU-rRNA, 5.8S rRNA, LSU-rRNA); translation. Bases 22 to 459 code for a protein of 145 amino acids. Gene Ontology annotation, molecular function: RNA binding; structural constituent of ribosome. Lineage: Eukaryota; Bigyra; Opalinata; Blastocystidae.
UUCCGUUGUUCUGAAUAUAUCAUGUCUACUGAAGCUAAGCCUUCUGUCCAGUGCUUUGGUCGUAAGAAGAAUGCUGUGGCCGUUGCCCACUGCAAGUAUGGAAAGGGUGUGUUGAGACUGAACGGUCAGCCUAUUGAUGUGAUGCAGCCCGAAUGCCUGAAGAUCAAGGCUAUUGAGCCUGUUCUGCUUCUGGGAGCUGAGAGAUUCGCCAACCUCGACAUUCAUCUGACUGUGAAGGGAGGAGGUCGCGUGGCUCAGAUUUACGCCAUCCGCCAGGCGCUCUCCAGAGCGAUCGUCGCCUUCUAUCAGAAGUACGUUGACGAGCAGGCCAAGAGAGAGAUCAAGGAUCUUCUCGUGUCUUUCGAUCGUUCUCUGAUUGCUGCCGAUCCUCGUCGCUGCGAGCCCAAGAAGUACGGAGGUCCAUCUGCUCGUGCUCGUUACCAGAAGUCUUACCGAUAAAUGUUGGGCUGUUUUCGUCCUUUGGAUGGAAACAAUGGAAGUGCUUUUGU